CAUCCCUUCUUUGACACACCUCAAUGAACUUGAACAGACGACCGCUCAAGAUUGCUCAUACAUAUUUGUAGCCUCGCUGUCGAAGCUUAUUAUGACGACAACGUCAUUGACUGUUCUGAGAAUUCCAAAGUUACGUAUGGAAAGGUCACUUGUGGAUAUGCUAUUGAGAGCCAUCGGUACCAACUGCUCAUUGAGAGAUCUCUCACUGCAUUUUUGCGUCAUAAGUGACGCCUCUCAAUCAUGCCGGGACGAGUUCGCAGAUUUCCUGAAGAAUGAUUGCUGCUUGACGACCUUGGAGAUUUAUGGAGAUGGUCCUCACUCCGAACGUUGCUUGGCGUUUGUUCUGGACUGCCUUGUGAGCAACAGGACACUUACGGAGGUAGCCCUCAAGUCAUUUCGUUUCGAUCAAGCGAGUGCCGAGCUAGUACCAAAAGUCGUUGCGGAAAACAGUGUUCUGCGCGCCCUUAAUUUAACUGACCUAAGGGCAAGAAUCUCGAGAGAAAUAUUCGAUUCUUGGCUCCCAGCAUUCAUGAAAAACGAAACGCUUGAAGAAAUCACGCUGCCUCUCGGCAUCUAUGAGCUGGACCAGUGGCAGAACUUUCUCCGGACGUUGACUGGGAAAAAAAGGAUGCGAAAGGUGGCAAUCGAAACGAGGGUAAAUGGACAAACCAAUUUAAAAACGCUCUACGGAGAACUGCGUCAGUACGGUGUGGUAGACAUGGUGUUCCUGGAGCCUGUCAUUGUGCGUGACAGUCUCGACAUGCUCGAUUGCGAAGCCAUUAGAGAGGUCCACGUGUCGUCCUACGGUGGUCAACCAAGUGUUCCACUUUGGAAGACUAUACAUUUGUUUUCCUCGCUUUCUCACAUAACAUCUGUGAGUUUGGUAAUAAGUGAAGACGACUUGGACUCAAGAUUAUCUUCAACGAUCGCCGACUAUAUACAAACAUCGAGUACUCUCAAGAAAAUUCAUUUUAGCUCGUGCUCAACAUGGUCCCGGCUGAGAAGAGGUGAACAUCACUGGAAGGCUAUAUUUGAAUCCCUGUCUAAAAACAGUAGCAUAAAAGAAGUCAGCGUAAACUUGCGCAGCUUAAGCUGUGAAGAAAUGGACAGCCUCGCGUAUGCCGUCUUGUUAAGCCAGAGCAUCCGCACUUGCGACUUCGUUCUCGGAAGAGAACUUGAAUGGUUUGUGAGAAAGCUUGGCGACAACAUCGCCAACAACUACAGCAUCACGAACGCCAGCUUGUGGGCGGGUCAAGAUGGUCAAGAUGACCUGGGCCAAUCGGAGGACGCCACUCAUGAGUCGUGGUUUGCUGUCAUGGACACAGCGCGUCGAAACGCCAGCCUGGUGUCACGAGCUGCUCAACUUUUGUCUGGUCGUCGCUGCGACAGGUGCUGCUUCAGUGCUCUAGAACAUGUCUACCAGCAUCGCCCACUCCUCGAACGUCUCGCCGAAGUGAUGUCCUUCAGCGUCUCCGACACGGUCUCCAUGGUUCGAGAGGCGCUGAGGAGCGUGCAAGACAUGCACGGAUUCAUGAGGGUUGCUGGAGUCGUCAGGGAUCGAGUCGUGUGCCUCCCCAGCCAGGAUGGCCACAUGCAGCUGGACAACCUCAACGAGCACUGCUGGAGCCUGGUCAGGCGCUUCUUGUUGUUGGACGACGUACUCAUCGAUUCUGCCACGUCGUCAUAGAUUCUGCCAGAAUAUACAUUUUGUAUA
Molecule: messenger RNA, 1714 nt
Organism: Dermacentor silvarum
Lineage: Eukaryota; Metazoa; Arthropoda; Arachnida; Ixodida; Ixodidae
Exons: 2
Coding region: 92-1687 (531 amino acids)
Source: RefSeq, a predicted model, not a curated record